CAUCAAAUUCAACCUAAUAAUAACAAAUAAUAAUGAUCUUGAUGAUAAUAUUGGUUGUCUUUUGAACACAAAUUAGUUUGAACCUGCAUUUUCGACACUACCCUGCUCCCGAAAUCCCGGCUGCAGCCCCCCCGGCCAGCGGCCCGUGACGUGCUGUUCCGGGCCUCAACACGCGCGGCAUGGAAGCGGUAAAUGCCUUACAGCGGCAACAGCUCGACAUGGAGGACGGCGAGCGGUGUAAUGAAGCGAAGCGGUUCUCGCCCUUGUCUUCUAGCUCGUCGUCGGCCCCGUCAGCCCUGUCAUCCCCGCUGUACCCGGACAGCUCGUCCGACCUGGAGGAGCUGCAGCGCAUGCCGCUGGCGCCGCCGCGGUGGAAGAACCAGAAGCGGCUGACGAAGCAACUGUCCAUGUGCGAGACCCCCCGUGACAUCGCGUGGGAGAAGCGGCGGCGCCAGAUCCUUGGGAAGAGCUGCCUUGGCGCGAUGCAGGAGGACAUCACGGACGAGGACCUGAACGAGCUCAAGGGGAGCAUCGAGCUCGGGUUCGGCUUCGAGGAGAAGGACGGGCAGAAGCUGUGCAACACGCUGCCGGCUCUCGACCUCUACUUCGCGGUGAACCGGCAGCUCUCGCUGAGCCCCGUGUCGACCCCGCCAAGCCAAGGGCUAUCGUCGCCGGCCUCGCUGGGUGAGCGGUCCAUGUCCUUCGAGAGCCCUAGGAGCGACUCCGACGCUUGGAAGAUCUGUAACCCAGGUGAUGAUCCUCAGCAUGUGAAGACCAAGUUGAGGCACUGGGCUCAAGCUGUGGCAUGUUCUCUAAUGCAAUCAUCCUGAAAACCUAAUUGGGAGUGUGUGGUGUCUGACGACUAGCUUGUACAGAAAAGAAGAAGAAGAAGAA
Messenger RNA from Rhodamnia argentea, 894 nucleotides. RefSeq lists its product as uncharacterized. The transcript has 2 exons. The record is from RefSeq and is a predicted model, not a curated record. Bases 180 to 830 code for a protein of 216 amino acids. NCBI's taxonomy places the organism in Eukaryota, Viridiplantae, Streptophyta, Magnoliopsida, Myrtales, Myrtaceae.